GAUUGAAUCUCUUCUCCCUCAACCCUAAUCUAGGGUUACUCUCUCUCUCUCCCUCUCGCUCGCUCCGUCCUCUGUUCUUCGUUCUGCCGAUUUGCGCGAGCAUUAGCUUCCUUUAAGCUUGAGUGCGUUGGGGAGAACAAACAGUUGAGCGAAGAUGAGGAUUAUGAUCAAGGGAGGUGUGUGGAAGAACACCGAAGAUGAGAUCCUCAAAGCCGCCGUCAUGAAGUACGGUAAGAACCAAUGGGCUCGGAUCUCCUCUCUUCUCGUUCGUAAGUCCGCCAAACAGUGUAAAGCUCGUUGGUACGAGUGGCUCGAUCCUUCCAUCAAAAAGACUGAAUGGACCAGAGAAGAGGAUGAGAAGCUUCUACAUCUCGCGAAGCUUUUGCCUACUCAGUGGAGAACUAUUGCUCCCAUUGUGGGACGAACGCCAUCUCAGUGCCUUGAGAGGUAUGAGAAGCUUCUUGACGCGGCUUGCACCAAGGACGAGAAUUACGAAGCAGCGGACGAUCCGCGGAAGCUGCGUCCUGGCGAGAUUGAUCCUAAUCCGGAGUCAAAGCCUGCUCGUCCUGAUCCGGUGGACAUGGACGAAGACGAAAAGGAGAUGCUUUCCGAAGCGAGGGCGAGGCUGGCCAACACUAGGGGAAAGAAGGCUAAGAGAAAAGCUAGAGAGAAGCAGCUGGAGGAAGCGAGGAGGCUUGCUUCUCUGCAGAAGAGGAGAGAGUUGAAAGCAGCUGGGAUUGGGAACAGCCAUAGGAAAAGGAAGCGAAAGGGGAUUGAUUAUAAUGCAGAGAUUCCUUUUGAGAAGAGGGCGCCUGCGGGGUUUUAUGAUACUGCGGAUGAGGACCGUCCUGCUGACCAGGUGAAGUUUCCGACGACCAUUGAGGAUCUUGAAGGGAAAAGAAGGGCUGAUGUGGAAGCGCAGUUGCGGAAGCAAGAUGUUGCUAGGAACAAGAUUGCUGAGAGAAGGGAUGCUCCGGCGGCUAUAUUGCAAGCGAACAAGAUGAAUGAUCCUGAAGCUGUUAGGAAGAGGUCAAAGCUGAUGUUACCACCACCGCAGAUUUCAGACCACGAGCUAGAGGAGAUUGCAAAGAUGGGGUAUGCUAGUGACCUUCUUGCGGAGAAUGAGGAGCUGAUGGAAGGCAGUGCUGCUACUCGUGCGCUUUUGGCAAAUUACUCGCAGACACCAAGGCAAGGAAUGACACCAUUGAGGACGCCUCAAAGAACUCCUGCUGGUAAAGGUGAUGCUAUUAUGAUGGAAGCUGAGAACCUGGCUAGGUUGAGAGACUCUCAGACACCUUUGCUUGGAGGAGAUAAUCCUGAGUUGCACCCUUCUGACUUUACUGGGGUUACUCCGAGGAAGAAAGAGAUUCAAACGCCUAAUCCAAUGUUGACCCCAUCGAUGACGCCUGGUGGAGCUAGUCUUACUCCCAGAAUUGGCUUGACGCCAUCAAGAGAGGGUUCUUCUUUUGCUAUGACACCCAGAGGUACUCCCUUCAGGGAUGAACUUCACAUAAAUGAAGACAUGGACAUGCACGAAAAUGCAAAACUUGAGAGGCAGAGACGAGAGGAAGCUAGGAUGAGCUUACGCUCUGGUCUGACUGGGCUUCCUCAGCCAAGGAACGAAUACCAAAUAGUUGCACAACCUCCUCCUGAAGAAAGUGAAGAGCCAGAAGAGAAAAUUGAGGAAGACAUGUCAGACAGGAUUGCUAGGGAAAAGGCUGAGGAGGAAGCAAGACAGCAAGCGCUGCUUAGGAAAAGGUCCAAGGUGUUGCAGAGAGAUCUUCCUAGACCUCCAGCAGCUUCGUUGGAACUGAUUAGGAAUUCGCUGCUUUCAGCCAACCGAGACAAAAGUUCUGUUGUUCCUCCUAGUCCAGUUGAUGAUGCAGAUGAAAUGGUAAGAAAGGAGCUUCUACAGUUGCUGGAGCAUGAUAAUGCAAAGUAUCCUCUUGAUGAGAAAGCUGAGAAAAAGAAAGGAGGCAAGAACCGUGCUAACAGUUCUGGUUCUCAAGUUACUGCAAUUGAAGACUUUGAGGAAAAUGAACUCCAAGAGGCUGACAAAAUGAUAAAGGAGGAGGCACAAUUUCUUUGCGCGGCAAUGGGAAACGAGAGCAAGACAUUUGACGAGUUCGUAGUAGCUCACGACGAUUGUGUGAAGGAUAUCAUGUACUUCCCCACUCGAAAUGCUUACGGGCCCUCAAGUGUUGCUGUGAAGGCAGAGAAAGUUGCAGCUUUGCAAGUGGAGAUGGAGAAUGCGAGGAAAAAGAUGGAGGAGGAUGAGAAGAAGGCAGAACACAUGAAAGCCAAGUAUAAAACUUAUACAAAGGGCCAUGAGAAAAGAGCAGAGACCGUGUGGAGCCAGAUAGAGGCGAGUUUGAAGCAGAUUGAGAUUGGUGGAACAGAAGUAGAAUGCUUUAAAGCAUUGAAGAGGCAAGAAGAGAUGGCUGCAUCUUUCAGAAAGAAGAAUUUGGAGGAAGAAGUGGUAAAGCAAAAGGAGACGGAGCGGAGACUGCAAGCACGUUAUGGGGAGCUGUUGUCAACGCUUGAAAAAGCAGAGGAGUUGAUGGUCGGGUUCCGAGCACAAGCAUUGAAACAGACGGAUGUCGUCGAGGAUUCUCUUAAUCAGAAAGAAGCUAAACUAGCCACUGGAGAGGAAGAGGACGUAGCCAUAUCCAUGGAAGCUUCUGCGUAAACGUCAAAUCUUUACGUACUUGAGUUUUGUAUUGGUUCUAUGUUUUAAGGAGAGACGCAGCUUGACUUUGUAUGAGUAUAAUGACUUUGUAAAGGUUGUGAUUCUCUUUUGUAUACUUUGCAAUGGUCAAGAAAUUUGAAUACGUCAGAUCUC
Messenger RNA from Brassica rapa (field mustard), 2842 nucleotides. Its product is annotated as cell division cycle 5-like protein. Gene Ontology annotation, biological process: mRNA splicing, via spliceosome. Gene Ontology annotation, cellular component: Prp19 complex; spliceosomal complex. The record is from RefSeq and is a predicted model, not a curated record. Lineage: Eukaryota; Viridiplantae; Streptophyta; Magnoliopsida; Brassicales; Brassicaceae.